Molecule: messenger RNA, 2115 nt
Organism: Paraphaeosphaeria sporulosa
Lineage: Eukaryota; Fungi; Ascomycota; Dothideomycetes; Pleosporales; Didymosphaeriaceae
Product: 5'-nucleotidase-like protein
Exons: 4
Coding region: 114-2024 (636 amino acids)
Biological process (GO): nucleotide catabolic process
Molecular function (GO): hydrolase activity
Source: RefSeq, a predicted model, not a curated record
UCUGCACACGCGACCUAGACAAUAUACGCGCAGUGAUCCAGUCGUUUCCCGUUUUAUUCUCCUUUCCACAGCUUCCCGCGAUCCCAAGCGUUCCUCCUGCUGCAAUUGAGCCGAUGGCACCGAAGAACAUCCCCGCUGACGAGCAGACUGUGUUCGCCCCAAGUCCCGCGUCGCCCGCCCCGCCAGAUCUACGUUUCCUACACUACAACGAUGUUUACCACGUCGAAGCUGGAUCCGCUGAGCCUGUUGGAGGCGUAGGAAGAUUCCAAGCGCUGGUCAAUUAUUACCGGGAGGAUGAGAAGUUCAAAGACCAGCCGAAGCUGGUUACCUUUUUCUCUGGAGAUGCCUUCAACCCGAGUUUGGAGAGCAGUGUGACGAAGGGAAGCCACAUGGUACCUGUACUAAAUGGAAUCGGAACGGAUGUGGCCUGUGUCGGGAACCACGAUCUCGACUUCGGCGUGAAACAGUACAUGCACCUUUCCGAACAAUGCAAAUUUCCCUGGCUACUCGCGAAUGUUAUCGACCCUGCCCUCGGAAACGAUGUGCCUCUUGGUAACGCGAAGAAGACGGUUAUGCUCACAUCCUCGAACGGCAUCAAAAUUGGCGUCAUCGGUCUGGCAGAGCGGGAAUGGCUAGAUACCAUCAACUCGCUACCGCCGAACAUAAUAUACAAGAGCGCAAGUGCGACGGCAAAGGAGCUGAUCCCAAACCUGAAGCAGCAGGGCGCGCAGAUAAUCGUGGCAGUGUCCCACCAGAGAGAGCCGAACGACAACAAGCUUGCCGAAAAGACUGGAGGGGGCUUGAUUGACAUCAUCCUCGGUGGACAUGACCACUACUACGCUCACAGCGUUAUCAACGGGACGCACGUCUUGCGGUCCGGCACAGAUUUCAAACAGCUCUCCCACAUCGAGGCAUGGAAGAAGUCAAGCGGCCAGGGUUGGGACUUCAAGAUUACAAGAAGAGACGUUGUCAGCAGUAUACCGCAGGAUCAAGAAGCCAUGAAACUAGUGGAGGGUCUGACGAAGAAGUUGAACGAGAAGCUGGACAAGCCGAUAGGCUACACUGCCGCCCCUCUGGACGCCCGCUUCACCACCGUCCGCACAAAGGAGUCAAACCUCGGCAACUUUGUUUGCGAUCUCAUGCGAUUCUAUUACGAGGGAGACUGCUGUAUUAUGGCCGCUGGCACUAUUCGCGGCGAUCAAAUUUACCCACCGGGCGUUCUGAGGGUCCGCGACAUAGUCAACUGCUUCCCGUUCGAAGAUCCCGUAGUUGUGAUGCUGGUCACCGGAAAACAAAUACGUGAAGCAUUAGAAAACGGCGUGUCCAAUUAUCCUGCGCUUGAAGGACGCUUCCCACAAGUGUCAAACAUCUUCUUCGAGGUGGAUUACUCUCAGCCACCGAUGAAGCGGGUAUCCAGUGUCCAGAUUGGGGAGGAUCCGUUGGACGAGGAGAAAGAAUACAAGCUUGUCACCCGAGGCUACAUGGGCCGUGGAAAAGAUGGCUACACCUCGCUUCUCAUUGAAGAAGAAGGCGGCACGGCGAAGGAAAUAGUAAGCGAAGAAAACGGCGUGCUCAUCUCCACCAUCCUCCGACAAUACUUCAUGUCACUAAAGGUCCUCGGGAAAUGGAAGAACUGGGCGCCCGACAUGACCGAUAAAUUCUCCAAGGUCCAGCUUUCCCUUCAACGCAAACAUACGUUCCAUGACCCGGCCGCCUCACCUACAAGUCCCACAACGCGUUCUAACAUCGCCAUACCACCAUCACAAAAGCAUCACGACGGCGCACAGGAGGAUCCCGAUACUGACGACGAAGACUACGAGUACGACGACAGUGAAUUGAUUCGGUUCAACGAGCAUGAAUUGGCGUUGCUGAGGAGAGCUAUGCGGAAGUGGUGGAGACUAGCAGGACUGAAAAGCCCGCCGAAGUGUGCGGAUGAGGUGGGCAAGGAGGAGUUGAGGGUCGACUGGACGAGGGCUAUUGCGCCGCGGAUAGAGGGGAGGAUAAAGGAGAUUAACAAAUCAUAAGCUCGUGCGUGAUGGCAGUCACAGUAUCAAACUACUGGGAAACAGCAACCUUUCACGUUCUGAAAGUGACGUUGCAUGCCCGCCUUCCCUC